Molecule: messenger RNA, 766 nt
Organism: Phycodurus eques (leafy seadragon)
Lineage: Eukaryota; Metazoa; Chordata; Actinopteri; Syngnathiformes; Syngnathidae
Gene: rnaseh2c
Product: ribonuclease H2, subunit C
Exons: 5
Coding region: 141-551 (136 amino acids)
Biological process (GO): RNA catabolic process
Cellular component (GO): ribonuclease H2 complex
Source: RefSeq, a predicted model, not a curated record
UAUAGACAUUUUAUGAAACUUAUCGGGGAAUAUCUCAAAUAUUAGUUAACGUGGACGAUGAAGAGAACUGAUACCUACAGCAAUAUCAUUCAAACUGAGUAUGUUGAAUAAAACCACAACGUCAAACAUUACUACAAAGGAUGUCCUGUUACAGCAUUGUGACUCAUGUUGAUGCAUCAUCUGCGGGCCAGGCUCCUCGAGAACCACUGCACCUGAUCCCCUGUGAGAUUGAACACAAUGGGCCUGCACAGAUUUCACAGUACUUCAACGCUGCCAUGAAGGACCACAAACACGAGAAGACUGCUUCAUUCCGGGGUCGUGGCCUAAAAGGGCAGGAAAUCAUCUGUCCACAAGGCUACACUGGACUGGUGCUCAAGGAGAUCAAUAAGCCUGGUUCGGAUCAGGAGGACAGGACCCUGAAGGUGACUUCCGUGUUUGACAAGCUGACCUACUGGAACCUCGAGACUCCUCCUAACUCAGACGAUGCGGUUGUUAUGGCGAUGGACUGGCCUGAGCUUGCUGAAGUGAUUCAUGGAGCAGUGGAAGACUGAAGAAAAUCUUGCUUUUAGGAGAAAUAAUAAAUAUGCAUACAGUAUUUAAAAGAAAAUGUUUGCUGGUUACCAGACAUAGUCCCAAAAAGAAAUGGUUGUUAAAGAGCACUAACUAAAUGUAUGGUUUGUACAUAUUUUGUGACAAAUUUAGUAUUGAAAUAAAAUAAUAAAACCAAACUACUUCACCGAAACGUGUGUAUGCUAUUUCAUCUGCA